Messenger RNA from Vittaforma corneae ATCC 50505, 1149 nucleotides. RefSeq lists its product as uncharacterized. The coding region runs from base 1 to 1149 and encodes 382 amino acids. The record is from RefSeq and is a predicted model, not a curated record. NCBI's taxonomy places the organism in Eukaryota, Fungi, Microsporidia, Nosematidae. The transcript has a single exon.
AUGAGAAAAACCUAUAAGCCACUUGCCAGAGCAGAAAAGGCUUCUCAGAUGUUCCGAAAGAAGACACUAAAUGUAAAUGACAACCUUAACAUUAAGCAUGACGACGACGAUAUUGAGAAUGUUGAUGAAUACUGGUCUACUGCAGUAAGUGUCAUUGGCAAUUCAACCAUUGAUUCAAUUGACAAUGAAAAAUCCAUUGAACCAAGUGAUACUCUCUUUAACAUCAACACCAUUAGGAAAAGCAUUCAGGGCGAGGGGAAUAUUCAGAAAAUCAGGACUAGUGAAGAGCUUGCUGAGGAUCUGUAUCGGCAGAGUGUAGAUGAAGGUAAAAUACUCCAGAAAGGCCUUGCAGAAAGUAGUACGGAAAAUAGUGGUAUAGAAAGUAGCAAUAGAGAAAGCCACACAGGAUAUAUGAAGGCAACAAUUAAAAAGGUGGUUACCUCAGAAGAGGACAGCAGUCUGAUUAGGCUUCCGGAUGGUAAAGACAAUUCGGCCGAGGCAAAUAAUUUUGACGGGACUAAUUCAGGUUACAUUAUUUCUGAUGGAAUUGACAUGGAUCCUGGCAUUCAAAAUGAUACCGCGUCUAUGAUUGGACAAGAGAGCGAAAUAAAGGAGAAUUCUAUGAAUAGGCUUGGAAUUGAGACAGCUUUAAAGCCGGAUGUAAAGGGGGAUGUCAAUAUGGCAUUAAAAAGCUUUAAGACCAUUAAAACAUCACCGAAGAAGAAAAGUUCCUCAACAACUAGGCAGAAAGAGGUAAGCCAAAAGGUGCACUCUGAGGUGGAGAGCACCAGUUCGUUUGAGAGAACCAGAAUUGAGGCUCAUGACCCCAAAAAACAGAAGAGAUCACACAUCUUUGAAGUUGAAAAUACAGUUUUAAAUCUUAACAAGAACACAAUUGCCCCUCUUUUCUGCUCCAUUUCUGUCGAUGUUGCCACAAUGACUCUUGAUUAUCUGGCCUAUGUCGACAACUACAAAACUGAGAAUGCCUUUUCUGUUUACAUCAUUAAAGGCAAAAUAGAAUUGACAGUUAAUGGGCAAACAAAAAUAGCACCCAAGGGAUCUGUUUCGGUUGUUGAGAGGGACGAUGUUUGCUCUGUUAACUGUAUCUCUAAGAAUGGCGCAAUACUUUUACUAACAUAUGCAUUGUAG